UCCACUGCCAUUCUUUCAAAAUGGCUUGUAAGAGCAGCACUUCCUGUCCAGAGAGGAAGUAAUUUUAGCCCAGGCACUGAAAUAUUUAGCAAAUCUUUAAAACAAAAGGCACAAAUUCCACUCCUUUCUGGUUUCAAAAGGGUGUCUGAGCCACAUGGGGUUAAGGUGCCCCUUCAGCUGGGGUAGUUGGCAGAAGCCAAGGCUGUGGGGGUAGCAGACACCCUUUAGGUGGAGGCUAUCUCUUUUUUUGGUAGAAAUGAAGGGGUGGGUCUAUGGUACAUCACCUGAGUUGUGGGGUAAAUGUAGAGAGUGUCAAUCAAAGGCAGAGCUCAGAGCUGGGAAGGAGCUCUAGAUGGCGGCUGUGCCUUAGAGAGAGCGCGCUCAGCUCCGUGCCUUCCCCAACACUUUACGCAACUUUCCCUAACUUUCGGGCAGCCUCAGGGGGCCCCCACAGCCCCUUGCCUCUCCUAGGCACUAAUCGGGGGCCGAGCGAACCUUUUUCGGGCAGAAAAGCAGCUUUUGAGGGCUCCCUUUUCGUGCCUUGCUGGAAAGAAGAAGCCGUGGAGAGAGCCCAGGUCGUUGUUUUUCCAGCUUAGAAGCCAUGGCGUACCUCCAUUUUUGUGCGCUCUCCUAAUGAGCUUUUUCCCCCGGACAUUUUUGUACUAAUUAUCGCUUCUUUUGCUUUACCGACAGCAUCUUUUUGGGAUUAAGAAUAUCUAGAUUAUUUUUUUUCAUUCUCUGAAAUUCGUAUUUUAUCAUUAUAACUCUAAAAAAAAAUAUUUUGGAUCUAAUGUUUUUCCACUACCCGAAACUAAUAUCGACUUGGUCCUGGCGGCGGUGCGUGGAUCAGUAAAUACCUGGGCACAGGACUUCAAAGCAAACAGACACCCCUGACCCCCUCUUAAUAUUUAAGAAUAAAAAGAUGAUGAGAAAUAAGGACAAAAGCCAAGGAGAGGAGGGUUCAGUCCACAGCAAUGCAUCGAGUCACUCGGCAUCUGAGGAAGCCUCUGGCUCUGACUCUGCAAGCCAGUCUGAAAGCGAGCAGGGCAGCGACUCAAACAGCAGCUCGGAGUCCUCUGAAAGUCAGUCUGAAUCUGAAAGUGAAUCAACGGGUUCAAAAUCCCAGCAGACCCCUCCUGAAACCAAAGAAAAACCGGCCUCUAAGAAGGAAAGGAUAGCAGAUGUUAAAAAGGCAAGUAGUGAAUCUGAAAAUGAGAGCCCCAAAAGAAGAGGCCAGAAGCAAAUGAGGAAAAGAAAUAAAUGGAAAACAGAGGUCUCUGGUGAAGAAGAGGAUGAAGAUGGAGGGGAGCAAGGAACCAGUGGAGAGAGUGAGCCUGAACGGAAGAAGAUUAAAGCAAGAAGACCUGCCCAGAGGAGAACAAUGGCCAAAACCAGUGUUAAAAAGCCUCACAAACCCCAGCGUGGGAAGAAGAGAAGGAGACCAGACUCAUCUGAAGAUGAUGAUGAUGAUGAGGAUGAUGAGACUCCCAAGAGGCAAACUCGACGGAGAGCAGCCAAAAACGUCAGUUACAAAGAAGAUGAUGAUUUUGAGACGGAUUCAGAUGACCUGAUAGAGAUGACUGGGGAAGGAGCUGAUGAACAGCAAGACAACAGUGAAACUAUUGAGAAAGUCUUGGACAUCAGGCUUGGCAAAAAAGGAGCCACUGGUGCUUCCACCACAGUGUAUGCAACCGAAGCCAACGGCAACCCAAGCGCUGACUUUGAUCCGGAAAAGGACGAGGGAGAAGUUCAGUACCUGAUCAAAUGGAAAGGCUGGUCAUACAUCCAUAGCACGUGGGAGAGUGAAGAGUCCCUGCAGCAGCAGAAAGUGAAGGGCCUGAAGAAGCUAGAAAACUUCAAGAAAAAAGAGGAAGAGAUCAAGCAAUGGUUGGGCAAGGUAUCACCUGAAGAUGUAGAAUAUUUCAACUGCCAACAAGAGCUCGCUUCAGAGCUGAACAAACAGUAUCAAAUAGUGGAGAGAGUAAUUGCUGUCAAGACCAGCAAGUCUUCAACAGGACAUGCAGAUUUCCCAGCAAACAGUCGCAAAACAUCCUCGAAUGACCCUGAAUACCUUUGUAAGUGGAUGGGGCUGCCCUAUGCUGAGUGCAGCUGGGAAGAUGAGGCUUUGAUAAGCAAAAAGUUUCAGCACUGCAUCGACAGCUUCAACAAUCGUAACAACUCCAAAACCAUUCCUACCCGGGACUGCAAGGUGUUGAAGCAGAGACCAAGGUUUGUUGCCUUGAAGAAGCAGCCUUCCUACAUUGGUGGGGAGAACCUGGAGCUGCGGGAUUACCAGCUGGAGGGCCUCAACUGGCUGGCUCACUCGUGGUGCAAGAACAACAGUGUGAUCCUGGCUGACGAAAUGGGCUUGGGCAAGACGAUCCAGACGAUAUCAUUCCUGUCGUACCUCUUCCAUCAGCACCAGCUGUAUGGCCCUUUUCUGGUGGUGGUGCCCUUGUCCACUCUCACCUCGUGGCAGAGAGAGUUUGAAGUGUGGGCACCUGAGAUAAACGUGGUGGUUUACAUCGGAGACCUGAUGAGCAGGAACAUGAUACGUGAAUAUGAGUGGAUCCACUCUCAGUCUAAAAGGUUGAAAUUCAAUGCACUUAUCACAACAUAUGAGAUCCUCCUCAAGGAUAAGGCUGUUCUGGGGAGUAUUAACUGGGCCUUUCUUGGUGUGGAUGAAGCCCACCGGUUGAAAAAUGAUGACUCUUUGCUGUACAAAACAUUGAUUGAUUUCAAGUCCAACCACAGGCUGCUGAUCACUGGCACCCCGCUUCAAAAUUCACUCAAAGAGCUCUGGUCCCUGCUGCAUUUCAUCAUGCCAGAGAAGUUUGAGUUCUGGGAAGAUUUUGAAGAGGAUCACGGGAAAGGUAGAGAGAAUGGCUACCAGAGCCUUCACAAAGUCCUGGAGCCGUUUCUCCUACGCAGAGUGAAGAAGGAUGUGGAGAAAUCUUUGCCAGCCAAAGUGGAGCAGAUCCUGCGGGUGGAAAUGUCUGCUUUGCAGAAACAGUAUUACAAGUGGAUUUUGACAAGAAACUACAAAGCUCUUUCAAAGGGAACAAGGGGGAGCACAUCUGGCUUCCUGAACAUUGUGAUGGAGUUGAAAAAGUGCUGCAACCACUGCUACCUUAUCAAACCUCCUGAGGAGAACGAGAGAGAGAAUGGCCUUGAGACCCUGCAGUCUCUCAUCAGGAGCAGUGGAAAGUUAAUUCUCUUGGACAAGCUGCUGACCAGAUUGCGGGAGAGAGGCAACAGAGUGCUGAUCUUCUCCCAGAUGGUGAGGAUGCUGGACAUCUUGGCAGAGUACCUGACUAUCAAACACUACCCUUUUCAGCGUUUGGACGGCUCGAUCAAAGGGGAGAUCCGAAAACAGGCGCUGGACCACUUCAACGCCGAGGGCUCCGAGGACUUCUGUUUCUUGUUGUCGACACGAGCUGGAGGGCUGGGCAUUAAUUUGGCCUCUGCUGAUACUGUUGUUAUCUUUGACUCGGACUGGAACCCCCAAAAUGAUCUUCAGGCUCAGGCUCGGGCUCACCGGAUUGGACAGAAGAAGCAGGUGAAUAUUUACCGCCUGGUCACUAAGGGUACUGUGGAGGAGGAGAUCAUUGAGAGGGCAAAGAAGAAGAUGGUGCUGGAUCAUUUGGUGAUCCAGCGUAUGGACACCACUGGCCGGACUGUUCUGGACAACAACUCUGGGAGAUCCAACUCAAAUCCUUUCAACAAAGAGGAGCUGACAGCUAUUCUGAAGUUUGGAGCUGAAGAUCUCUUCAAGGAGCUCGAAGGGGAAGAGUCAGAACCUCAGGAGAUGGACAUCGAUGAGAUAUUGCGUCUGGCUGAAACGCGAGAGAAUGAAGUGUCCACCAGUGCCACCGACGAGCUCCUCUCCCAGUUCAAGGUGGCCAACUUUGCAACUAUGGAGGAGGAAGAGACAGAGCUGGACGAGCGGUCCCAGAAGGACUGGGAUGAUAUCAUUCCAGAGGAGCAGAGGAAAAAGGUGGAGGAGGAAGAAAGGCAGAAAGAAUUGGAGGAAAUCUACAUGCUGCCUCGAAUCCGGAGCUCAACUAAAAAGGCUCAGACAAAUGACAGCGAAUCAGAUGCAGAAACUAAAAGAAGGCUUCAGAGAUCAUCUGGAUCAGAAAGUGAGACUGAUGAUACCGAUGAUGAGAAGAGACCAAAGCGCAGGGGCCGUCCUCGGAGUGUUAGAAAGGACACUGUGGAAGGAUUUACUGAUGCUGAAAUCAGGAGGUUCAUCAAGGCUUACAAGAAGUUUGGACUGCCACUUGAACGGCUGGAGUGUAUAGCCCGGGAUGCUGAGCUGGUGGAUAAGUCUGUGGCUGAUCUGAAACGGCUGGGGGAACUCAUCCACAACAGCUGUGUGUCAGCAAUGCAAGAAUAUGAGGGGCAGCUGAAAGAAAAUCCAGGUGAAGGGAAAGGACCUGGAAAAAGAAGAGGUCCUACUAUCAAGAUUUCUGGUGUUCAAGUGAACGUGAAAUCCAUCAUCCAGCAUGAAGAGGAGUUUGAAAUGCUGCAUAAAUCCAUUCCCACAGACCCAGAGGAAAGGAAGAAGUACCGCCUGACGUGCCGUGUCAAAGCUGCCCAUUUUGAUGUGGACUGGGGAGUGGAGGAGGAUUCUCGCUUGUUGGUGGGGAUUUAUGAGCAUGGCUAUGGAAACUGGGAGCUGAUUAAAACUGAUCCAGAGCUGAAGCUGUCUGAUAAGAUCCUACCUGUUGAGACAGAUAAGAAACCUCAGGGAAAACAGCUUCAGACACGAGUUGAUUAUCUUCUGAAACUGCUGAAGAAAGAUCUGGACAAGAAAGAAAACAUGAAAGAUGGGGAAGAGGGCAAGCUAAAAAAGAGGAAACCACGAGUAAAGAAAGAGAACAAGGCUCCCAAAGUAAAAGAUGAGCAUGGGAAUGAACUCUCCUCUCCUAGGCACUCAGACAACCAAUCAGAAGAAGGUGAAGUCAAGGAGGAUGGAUUGGAAAAGAGCCCAGUGAAAAAGAAACAGAAGAAGAAAGAGAACAAAGAGAACAAGGAGAAACAGACAACCACUAAGAAAGAAAAGGAAAGCGAUAAAGAGAAAAAGAAGACAAAAGAAAAGAAAGAGAAGCCUAAAGGUGGUGAAGCCAAAUCUGGAAGUAAAGGGAAGAGAUCGCAAGGUCCAGUCCACAUUACUGCAGGGAGUGAACCCAUCCCCAUUGGAGAAGAUGAGGAUGAUGAUCUGGACCAAGAAACAUUCAGCAUAUGCAAGGAAAGGAUGAGACCAGUCAAAAAAGCACUGAAGCAGCUCGAUAAGCCUGACAAGGGGCUGACAGUUCAGGAACAGCUGGAGCACACACGCAACUGCCUCCUCAAAAUCGGGGACCGCAUCUCUGAGUGCCUUAAAGCCUACACUGACCAGGAUCAUAUCAAGCUAUGGAGAAGGAACCUAUGGAUAUUUGUGUCAAAAUUCACAGAAUUUGAUGCCAGAAAACUGCACAAACUCUACAAGAUGGCUCAUAAGAAAAGAUCACAGGAAGAGGAGGAGCAGAAGAAGAAGGAGGACAUGUCCAGCAUGAAGAAGCCGUUCCGCCCCGAGCCCUCAGGCUCCAGCCGCGAUUCCGUGGUGUCCCAGUCUCAUGUGCCUCACAACCCUCAUUCCCAGAAGAUCCACCUGCCCCCUUCCCAUGUCCAGCAGCAGAUGCAUGGGCACCCACGGGACAACUAUGGCCAUCCAAACAAGAGACAUUUCAGCAACUCAGACCGAGGGGAAUGGCAGAGGGAUCGAAAGUUCAACUACGGCGGCAACAGCAACCAGAUGUGGGGUGGGGAGAGGCACCACCAGUACGAGCAGCACUGGUACAAGGACCACCACUACGGGGACCGGCGCUCGCGGGGAGAGCCCCACCGGAGCUCCGGCAACUACAGACCAAACAACCUGUCCCGCAAGCGGCCCUACGAGCAGUACAACAGCGACCGAGACCACCGGGGCCACCGGGACUAUUACGACAGGCACCACCACGACUCCAAGCGUCGGCGAUCCGAUGAGUUCAGGCCUCAGAACUACCACCAGCAGGAUUUCCGCCGGAUGUCUGACCACAGGCCCUCCAUGGGGUACCACGGCCAAGGACCUUCGGACCACUACCGGUCCUUCCACACAGACAAAUCGGGAGACUACAAACAGCCUCUCCCUCCACCUCACCCUGCCGUGUCGGACCCUCGCUCGCCUCCCUCUCAGAAAUCCCCUCACGAUUCCAAGUCGCCUCUCGAUCACAGGUCACCUCUGGAUAGGUCGUUAGAACAGAAAAACAAUCCAGAUUAUAACUGGAACAUUCGGAAAGCAUAAAGUGACUGCUGGGGGAGGGGGGUGGGCACGUCUGAAAUACUUGGUUUGAUGCAACGGUGGCUGGUUUCUCCAAGCCAGCAUCCAGAAACUCUGAACAUGCUGCUAUCAUCUUGUUGGGUCAGGGAGGAUUUUGGGGGUGUAGGUGGAGGAAGAUUUUUUUUUUCCCUUUUGGGUCUGGUUUGGAGUCCCUUUUUCUUUCCCCUCUUCUACCGUUGAACAUUGGAACCAGCCUUGCUGCCUGACUCUUUGUUUCCUCGUUGGUUUUGUUUUCCCCAUUCCAAUGGACCCGAGGGAAUUUUCCCUGGCCAGUGUUUCCCCAAACCUAGAAGGCGGAUCGAUGCUGCUUAGGAUUGUGCAGGAGGCUGUGUGCCUGCUCUGACUCGAUGUUACACGACAGAUGCUGCUUUGGGACUGGGGAUAAACUGGUUGGGCUGGGGCUCUGUGUGUAACCAGUACAGAGCUGGUUAGCACAGAGGGUGUACUGAAGGAGGGACAGGAGAGUCCCUCAGCAGCCAAGCUUGGUUGAAAGGGGGACUCAAUGUCCCUGUGUUUUGACUCCAAAGGAGUUGGAGCUAUGCUGGUAACAAAUGAUUGCUUUCCUGGCCACAUGAUCAUUUCCAUGUCUUUAUCCAUUUCAAGAAACUGGCUCUGCUUUGAUUGCUGUUGUGUCCCCUGCAACAGAAGAGGUGUGAGAGAUCUUCCUCCCAUCUCCAGGGCUGGAACUGGCAAAUCUUGACUCCAGGGGGCUUAAGAAAGAAAAGACUUCCUGACCAAAGACUUAGUUCAGUUCUAACCAGCAGGAAAGAAAUUGGAGUGAAAUCAGUAUUUCCCAGUGGACUGGGCUCAGAAAUUCAUGAUAAAGCUCCUCUUGUCUUCUGACAUGGGCAACUUGGAUGGUCCAGGAGCUAACAGAUGCUGGCUGGGAGCUGCAAGGGCAAAAGAUGGCUCUGGGCAUCUGGGAAUCCUGAGCCUCCUAAUAUCCCUGCCACUGAAGUGCUCCAGUCUUUGGGCAAGUCAUUUCUCUGUGCUUCAUGAAACAGUGAUCACAAACUUUUACUACAACCGAAGGAUACAGGAUGGUAGAGUUAAAUAGGAAUCCAGGGGACUGCUCACUGCUCAGGGAACAAUCACCUUCCUGCCACCACUCAGCAGUCAGCUGAGUUACUCUGAGUUGCUGAAAGUCCUUGCACUGAAAGACUUUGUGUAAAUUGGAAAAGUGCCUGGGGGCUUAGCACUUUAGUGAGCAGGGAGAGAAUUAGGAAUUGGGGACUGGGUCCUUAAAAAUCAUUGGAGAAAAUGUCUUAGGAGCCCACCGUGUCAGAGGGAAAAGAGGAGUCCUUAGCCCAGCUCAGUGAACUUCAGAGCAAACACUCCUCCAAGUAUUGAAGCCACAGCCUGGACACUUGACGGGUGUGAUGUGAGGGGUUGUGCACGGAUUGCUGGCCACAAGUAGCUUGGGUGAUUGUUUUUCAGGAUCUAGGUCUAUGUUCAGAGAAUCCCAUCCCUGGAGCUUCCCCCUCCCACCGGGCUGCCCAGAGAUGUGUUACCUCCCGGAGCUCAGUAUUAACAACCAGGCAGUUCCAGGCUCCUCCUCUUGGUGGGGCCUUCUUUCAAGUUGCCAGUAUCUGACCCUAAUAAGCUGUGAUGUCCUUUCCCCAAAAGACUUGAGGGGAAAUGGGUGUUCAGGGCUGGCUUCCUGACUCCAGCCAGUGCCUUGAAGGCCCCCACAAACAGACACUAACACCCCCAUGUCCCCCCUAUGCAGGGCAUCCCCUGGAGUGUCCCUUUGGAGCCUGCUGCUUUAACAGGACACAUGGGAGGGGGUUUGCUCACCUUUUUGUUUUUCCUUUUGCAAGAUUUCCACCAAAUAUAGGGCAGUUUUGCUUCUUUUGGGGCACUGUAGUGCCCCGAGAAAGUGUUACACUCAUGUUUACCUGUGCAGGAGGAGGUGAAGGCAAGUCUUCCACAGCCCCCGUGGAGCUGCUGGGAGGUGCUGAGGUGGCACGUUCCCACAGAGUUUCUCACUAAGCUGUGAUUGCAGGUGCACUUGCUGUGGUAUUCAACAAAGAGGUCCUUUCUUUUCAGAGGUAUUAGCUUUUAAUGUGAAAAUGGAAGAAACCUCGUCGGGGGCAAAGAGAAUUGCUCUCUGUGCUCACCAAGUGGUGCUGUGGUGGUGGAAAGCUCGUGCCAUACAGCUUGUAGCAAAAGACCAGUGUUAUGGGUUGGCACAGGGAUAUUUUGUACCCCAGCAAGAGGCAUUUUUGUGUCCAAAUGUAGGGGGUUCUGCUCAUCCUGAGUUCCAGGUGUAAGGUUGAUUGGGGUUUUCUUGGGUAAAGCUUUUGGUGUUGCACAUUCUCACUGAAGAGCCGUCGCCGUGGUUCACCUGACACUGAAGUCACACAGUUCCGGUCACUCACUGUGGGUGGGUCUUCGUUGGGUUUGGCUUUAAUGAAGCUGGAGAACUAAAUCUGGGGGGAAGUCCUCCCUGAGUGUGUGUGCACACAUGUGUGUUUUACAUCCCCUCAACACAGGGACCAUAACCAGCCACGGUCAUUGGGACGUGAGUGGGAUCGGAGGGGACAGGUCCACAGCCCUCAGCUUCACCGCAGUGUUUGGUCAGCACCUCUUCCUUCCCAGCCACCUGUGGCAUUCUCUUUAGCCUCUUUGCAGGGAAAAAGUAGCAACUUGCUGGGUUUUUAUUUAAAAAGCCAGAGUUUUUCAGCCUGCCCUUUUUGGAAGGGAAGCCCUGCAGACUGAAACCUGCUGCAGGGACAGGCCGUGUGGUGCCCAACCCAAAUGGAUUCUUCACAGCCUUCCAAAGUUCUUGUGUGAACGGUUCAAGUGAUCCACCUAAAAAUACUAUCCUGCUUUCACCCAUUUCCUCCUGAUCUCCGCCUCCCCUCUGGGGAGAGAAGGACUCUUACUGUAAAAAUGUGGACUUUUAAACCUGUUGACUAAAAACAGUAAUUAAUAUUUAUAUUUGUGAAAAGGAAAAAAAAAUGCCACUGUCCUAGUGAUUUCUGAUGUAAAUAUGUUGUUUAUAUAGUAUGUAUUAAAUUUUCCUACAUUGUAAAA
Molecule: messenger RNA, 9403 nt
Organism: Colius striatus (speckled mousebird)
Lineage: Eukaryota; Metazoa; Chordata; Aves; Coliiformes; Coliidae
Gene: CHD2
Product: chromodomain helicase DNA binding protein 2
Exons: 38
Coding region: 923-6328 (1801 amino acids)
Biological process (GO): regulation of transcription by RNA polymerase II; nucleosome organization
Cellular component (GO): nucleus; chromatin
Molecular function (GO): ATP hydrolysis activity; histone binding; ATP binding
Source: RefSeq, a predicted model, not a curated record